CUCGUCUAUAGAUCUUCAACUUCAUUUGUAUCGAAUUCACCAAUGGAAAAUAUCAUAUUCAUAAGAUAUGUAGUUCUAACUGGUUUAAACUUUUUAAUAUAUAUAGAUUGGUUAACUUAACACGAACACCAGUAUAUUACUGUCUUAGUAAUGUCGCAUGACAGAGAUAAACAAAUAAUAGUAUAUCUUAAAUGAGUUACAUUUAUUAUGGCUUCAUCAAAGUCUGUCUUCAAGAUCACAAAACCACCCAUAGCACAACCAACAAUAACUCAACCAUUUCCGAAGGAUAUAAUUCAAAUGAGUCAAGUAUGUUACAAACAUAACGAGAAGUACACAAUUUACUGCAAAAAACAUGAAUGUCCCUGUUGCAGUGGUUGUAUUGUAGAAGAUCAUAACGAAUGUCGGAACUUAGCUAAGCUUGCUGAUUAUAUUAAAAAGAACAAACCAACGAAUGCUUUUAGCGAGAUGGAGCAUUCAUUAAAGGAACUUGUUAACAAUAUCAAAGCAGUUCGACAUGACCAACAAAACAAUCUGCAGAGGUUAGCUAAGAUGAAGAGUCAGAUUGUCAAAGAAAUUAAAGAAACCCGGAUUACAAUUAACAACCAUUUAGAUGAAAUACAAAAUGACAUACUAGAAAAGUUAAAUGCAGUGGAAGUAGAAGAAAACACCAAGAUUGUCACGUUGUUGUUACUAUUAAAGGAAAAAGAAGAUGAGAUAAGCGAAUGCCAGAAAAGCAUGGGGGAAAUCAAGAAAAAUGCAAAAGAUCUUAAGAGUUAUCUCCUCAUGAAAUAUUUUGAAAACGAAGUAUCAAGCAAAGGUGAAUUCCUCCAAUCAAUGAUCGACACAGAAAAUUUUCAGGAACGUAAUUUGUCAUAUAAAGCACAUGCCGCCAUUCAAAAACUCGUUAUCGAUAUCAACAAUUUCGGGGCUAUAACGAUUGAGACAAAACAAAGUAAUAUAGUCAUAAAAAGAAGAAACUUCAAAGAAGAACAACUAUUGGUGCCAUCAUUAUCAACGGUGGACCAUAUUGAAUUAAAUCUGAUAAAAACUAUAGAUUCUACGGGAGAUAACACAUGGGGAUGUUGCACGUUUCCAGAUGGUAGACUUGCGUUUCCAGAUUACUAUAGUAAAACUAUCAGAGUAUUCAACACUGACGGAUCAUUUUCAUUUGAUGUGAAAACAGCAACAUGUGCAUGUGACAUAGCGUACAUUAGUGAAGACAACACGUUAGCUGUAUCAUCAGGAGGAUCAGAUACGCCAUCCAUUUCACUAAUUGACAUACAAAACAAACAAAUGAAGGAAACAAUACCAGUUGGUUCUUAUUGUUAUGGCAUAGCAAUAAAAGAGAACGAGCUCAUUUGUUCUGCGGCUGAUGAUGGAAUACAAGUCAUCAACAUGUUCAACAACUCCACGAAUGAUAUAGUCUCAGAACAAAUACCAUCUGGUGGCUACGUUGCUACAUUUUGUGACAAAGUUUACCAUACAAAUAAUGAAACAGACUGCGUCACGUGUUUAGAUCUACACGGUAUUGACCAAUGGACAUUCCAGAAUGAGAAUAUUCUAAAGGAGCCACGUGGUAUAUCUGUAGACAACGACGGUAAUGUGUACGUAGUGGGGGUAGCAUCUUUUAAUGUCGUAGUUAUAUCUGCGGAUGGAACACAAUAUAAGGAACUAUUUAUAGUCAGUGAUGACCUUUUUGAACCGUAUACUCUUGACUAUAAUAAAGAUACUAAUCAGUUAUUAGUUGCCGAUAAUAGUAACAAAGCAAUGCUUUUUGAUGUUGGCCGUUGA
This is a messenger RNA of Mytilus trossulus (common blue mussel), 1791 nucleotides long. RefSeq lists its product as uncharacterized. The coding region runs from base 208 to 1791 and encodes 527 amino acids. Lineage: Eukaryota; Metazoa; Mollusca; Bivalvia; Mytilida; Mytilidae. Gene Ontology annotation, molecular function: protein binding. The transcript is spliced from 2 exons. The record is from RefSeq and is a predicted model, not a curated record.